AUGGCUGGUCGGAAGAACCCCCAUAUUUUGAGCGCGUUGACCAGCGUUCUUGGAGACUCAGUCUUACAGCCUGGCAGCGCUGAAUAUGAGAAAGAUAACGGCUCAUACUUCAGUGCCUUCGAGAGCGAAAUUAGGCCCUCGUUUAUUGCCAAACCAAAUAAUGUCGAGCAGGUACAGGGUAUAGUCCGGGCUCUUCGUCCAUAUGUUCUCUCAGGAGACUGCGAGUUGGCUAUCCGAGGAACUGGCCAUUCUCCAACUGAUAGCAGUGCAAACGUCCAGGGUGGCGUUACGAUCGAUAUGCGAGGCCUUAAAGGCAUUAAGUUAAGUGAUGAUCAGUCGGUAGUGGAAAUUUGCGCUGGAGAAAUUUGGGCUCCUGUCUACGCCGAGCUGGAGAAGUAUGGCUUGACAGUAGCGGGUGCUCGUGUUGGCCGUAUCGGUGUUGCCGGUUUCCUCUUAGGAGGGGGUUUGUCUAUAUUCUCAACGCGGAAAGGGUUCGCAUGCGACUCGGUCGUUGAGUUCCAGGUUGUCCUCGCAUCUGGCGAGGUUGUCCGCGCAAAUGCGGAAGAAAACGCCGAUCUCUGGCGUAGCUUGAGGGGCGGUAUGAAUAACUUUGGGAUUGUUACCUCUUUCAAGAUGAAGACUUUCAAAUCAGGACCUAUAUGGGGAGGGAUAACAUACCACUAUCCCAAUGACGAAACAACUUACCUGCUUAUCGACUCUGUUUGUAUCUUUCCCGAAGAAAACCCCUCCUAUAAUGAACAUGACAAAGACACUUAUCUCACGUAUAGCAUUAGUUACAGUUCUGGACAGAAAACUUUGAUGUGUGUCAUGUAUCACACCAAAGGCAAAGAAAACCCAAGUCAACUACAAUGGCUUACAGGUAAAGAGAAAGAUCCAGAGUUUGAGUGUGGUAUUAUUGAAGAAAAGUGCACUCUGCGGAUGUCGACGCAACUGGAUUUCUGUGAGGAAUUAUCAAAAUUGUCAAGUGAUGGAUUGCGACAAUUCUGGGCUUCAAUCACUAUCGGACACGAGUCCGGAAUACUAGAGGACAUCUAUUACGAAUGGAAUAAUACACUCGACAAAUUAAAAGAUGCCGAGGGGUUCACCUUUACUAUCGAAUUCCACCCAUUGACUAGGUCUAUGUUAGAGAAUUCAGCAAAGGCGGGUAGUAAUGCUAUGGCUAUUCCGCCUCCGGAUAGACCGCUAUUCAUAGUAUUAAUUCAUCCGACCUGGUCGCUGGUAGAAGAUGACGAUCGCAUAUUCAAGGAAGUAGAAAACCUCAUGGCAGAGUCCAAGCGGGUGGCGAUUAAUAAGUUUAGUUCAUCAUAUUACCACCCUUAUAUCUUUGCGAAUUACGCCUACGAGGAGGACGAUGUCAUUGCGGGAUAUGGGCAGGAGAGCGUGGCGAUGCUUAAAGAGACCAGUAAGAAAUACGACCCAGAGGGUAUAUUUCAGAAGGGCACUCCUGGUGGUUUCAAACUCCCAAAGUAG
Daldinia childiae is the source of this 1491-nucleotide messenger RNA. RefSeq names its product Bifunctional solanapyrone synthase. Lineage: Eukaryota; Fungi; Ascomycota; Sordariomycetes; Xylariales; Hypoxylaceae. The record is from RefSeq and is a predicted model, not a curated record. Gene Ontology annotation, molecular function: FAD binding. The coding region runs from base 1 to 1491 and encodes 496 amino acids. The transcript has 3 exons.